UAACAAAAAUGUCACCGAUGCAGAGUUUCAUAAAUCACGAGUCAGUCAAGAAUAUCUUAUCACUUAAUGACGAAACUUAUUUUGUUGUAGUACAAUAAUCAGUUGAAGUGUUGAGUGCGUUUAAACUCUCAGUAUAUCAGUGUCUAAUGGAGAAGAUCGAAUGAUUAUUUGUUCUCCCUAGAGGGUUAAAUAUUCUCUGAAGAAAAUGGGCUCUGAGGAAACGAGUAAGAUGUCAGAAAAAACCAUAAACAGCAAUAAUCAUACAUCAGAUGCGAAAGACAAAAAGUAUAAUGGUACCAAAAUGCUACAACCUCCAAGAAAAGUUUAUACUCAAAGGAAUUCGGUUUUGACAGACUUGAUGGAAGUCAACCAUUUGCAAUCAGUUUACAAUAUUAUGGUGGCAACUUUUGGCUUGCUUCUUCUUUAUUCUAUCCUGUAUUAUAUAGCUGCACCAGACGUCUUUUGGGCAGACAUAGAAAUAAUGAAAUGGGCAACAUCUAAGGGUUUUAUUCUCAUCAAAUCUUGGUUGUUGUGCAAUUUGUUUGCUGUUGUUGUUUUAGGAGAAUUCAGAGGAUGGGUGCAUGUUAGGAACAAAAUUCAUACAAAGAUAGCUGAUACUUUAUUUUUGGUUCUGUAUAUAGCAACUUUAACUUCAAUGUUUGUGGUCACUGCGUCUUCUACAUUAAAACAUUCACUUCCUCCAAUCACAGCAUUCGUAACGAUGAUCGAACAGGUGAGAAUAUUCAUGAAAAUCUAUUCUUUCGUAAGAGAAAGCACUCCACGAGUUCUGAAGUACAAGCCCACUAAAGAUGGAGACCAAAGCGCUCAAUUAUAUCCAUCCCUAAGUCAUUAUUUAUACUACCUCUUUGCACCCGUAAUGAUUUACAGGGACUCAUAUCCAAGGCGGAAAGACACAGACUGGAUGUUUGUUUUUCAAACACUUUUCAAGUUCUUUGCCUGCAUAUUUAUUGCCUACUGUGCAUUUAUGAGGUUUAUAGUCGAUAUAUUCCAAUAUACGGCCUUGCGUCAAUUCAGUUUGGCAGAAUGUGCCUUGAUUUUUGCAGGAGCAACUUUUGUUGGAGCCACAAUGAUGUUUUUAGUGUUUUAUUGCGUACUCCACAGUUGGCUGAACUUCUUUGCAGAAAUGAUCAAAUUUGGAGACAGAGAAUUUUAUCAAGAUUGGUGGAACAGUACUUCCUUCUCUCAGUAUUACAGAAAAUGGAACUUAGUCGUACAUGAUUGGUUAUACAAUUAUAUUUACGUAGAAACUCAAAAAUUGGGAUUUAAUAGGACUUUUUCAAUGAUUACUGUGUUCCUCGUGUCAGCUUUAGUUCAUGAGUAUAUCAUUGGCUUAGCAUUGGGAUUUUUCUAUCCUGUCCUGAUGGUUAUUUAUUCGACAGUAGGAGUUGUAAUCAUGUUUGUGACGCAAAGACGAACUGGUCAGAUGUGGAAUAUACUUAUGUGGGGUAUGCUGUUUUCUGGAUGGGGAGUUAUCGUCUGCCUAUAUGGAUCCGAGUGGUAUGCCAGAGUCAACUGUCCAGGCUCACAGGAUCCAGUGGAGGACUUUUUCAGGCCAAGAUCUUGGAACAAAUCAUGUCGUAUAAUCAAGUUUUAAUGUUUACAUUCCUGUCAUUUUUUUAAUUACAUAUCAUGUGAGAGAGACAUUUUUAAUAAAUUUAUUUUCAUUUUA
Molecule: messenger RNA, 1690 nt
Organism: Parasteatoda tepidariorum (common house spider)
Lineage: Eukaryota; Metazoa; Arthropoda; Arachnida; Araneae; Theridiidae
Product: sterol O-acyltransferase 1
Biological process (GO): cholesterol metabolic process
Cellular component (GO): endoplasmic reticulum membrane
Source: RefSeq, a predicted model, not a curated record